Molecule: messenger RNA, 1349 nt
Organism: Papaver somniferum (opium poppy)
Lineage: Eukaryota; Viridiplantae; Streptophyta; Magnoliopsida; Ranunculales; Papaveraceae
Product: factor of DNA methylation 3-like
Exons: 6
Coding region: 258-1223 (321 amino acids)
Biological process (GO): gene silencing by siRNA-directed DNA methylation
Source: RefSeq, a predicted model, not a curated record
UUGUUGCAUUCAUUGUUUCGAAAAAAGGAAUUGCUUUCGCUUUUUUUCUCUAUAGAAAUUUGUUCAAACUUCUCCAAUUUUCAAAAAUUUCAUUUCAGUUUUAAGUGUUUGAAGAAAAGGAAAAACAGAUUCAAACAAAGGUGAACGUGAAACUAUUGUUAAGUAAGGUCUACCUAAUUUACUGUUGAAAUUACCUCUCUGUUUCGCAAAAACAGGGGAUACAAAAGGUUUAUGAUGUCGAUGAACAACAAGAAACGAUGAUGGAUUCAAACAAGCGCCCAAGGAUAGAGAAUUAUAGAUCUAGGGUGGUAGUGCCGGAUAACGUUUUGACAGAAGGGAAUGAGCUAUGUGGCUUAGCCUUCGAUGAGCUUGGUCUUCUAAAAUGGAUUCAGCUUGCUAAGGCAAAUGGCACCGGAGGACAAGCUUCAACUUUAUCAGAUGAUGGGAAGUUCCAAAAUGCCGCUCCUCCAGAGCUGGUUGAAGAACAAAAGGGUGAGGUAGAUAAGCUUCAAAGAAGGGUUAGUGAAUUGGAGAAACAGGUUGAAAAUAAAGCUGAAUUAGAAAUUGAACUAGAGAUAUUGAAAGAAAAAAUAGAUGAAUUAAAGAACUCGUUGGAUGAGAAAACAGGAUGUAUUGAGAGUUUGGAAGAUCUUAACCAAAUUUUAAUUGUCAAAGAACGUCAGCUCAAUGAUGAGUUACAAGAAGCUCGUAAAGAACUAAUUCAGGAAAUUGGAGAAAGUUUAAAUUCUCGGAGUUUCAUUGGGAUUAAGAGAAUGGGAGAGUUAGAUUCUAAAUCGUUUCGUGAUGCAUUAAAAGACAUUAUUUGUGGCUCAUCUUCAAUGGAUCAAGUUUCCGAUGGGUCUGUCCUACGUUGCAGCUUUUGGGAGGAAAAGCUCAGAGACCCCCUUUGGCAUCCAUUUAAAGUUACCCUUGUUGAUGGCAAACAUCAGGAGUCGAUCGACGAGGAGGAUAAACUUUUGAAGGGUUUGAAGAAUGAACGUGGGGGGGAAGCAUAUUUGGCAGUUGCUAAUGCACUUAUGGAGCUCAAUGCGUACAACCCAAGUGGUCGGUAUCCAGUUCAAGAACUUUGGAACUUUAACGAGAACAGGAGAGCUACUGCAAAGGAAGGAGUUGCGGCACUUGCUUAUCACUUGAGAAAGAAUCAUCCUAAUAACAGUACUACUACUGAAGGAAAUUUGAGAAAUGCGGAAAGAAAAGCCUAGGCGCAUAAAGUCUCCCGAUUACAAUAACACUCUUUUGCCUCUCUGUUCUCCUUCUUUUUUCGGGUACAUUGAGUCUCUCAGUUUGCUAGUUUUUGUUUCGUAUUGAGGUAUUGGGGUUUGAUAUUA